Molecule: messenger RNA, 3021 nt
Organism: Pan troglodytes (chimpanzee)
Lineage: Eukaryota; Metazoa; Chordata; Mammalia; Primates; Hominidae
Product: putative inactive neutral ceramidase B
Exons: 6
Biological process (GO): long-chain fatty acid biosynthetic process; sphingosine biosynthetic process; ceramide catabolic process
Cellular component (GO): extracellular region
Molecular function (GO): N-acylsphingosine amidohydrolase activity
Source: RefSeq, a predicted model, not a curated record
GGAAAAUGAAAGAUCUCAGGAGAUUUGAAGGAGACAGAAUUACCAGAUGUGGAGACUGAUAGGAUACAGGAUGAGGAAGAGAGGAGUCUAAGGCUCAGCGAUAUGAGGCAGCAUCGACAAUUUAUGGACCGCACACAUUAUCUGCUUACAUUCAGCUCUUCAGAAACCUUGCUAAGGCUAUUGCUACGUAUUGUGGAUAGAGCACCAAAAGGCAGAACUUUUGGGGAUGUCCUGCAGCCAGCAAAACCUGAAUACAGAGUGGGGGUAGUUGCUGAAGUUAUAUUUGUAGGUGCUAACCCGAAGAAUUCAGUACAAAACCAGACCCAUCAGACCUUCCUCACUGUGGAGAAAUAUGAGGCUACUUCAACAUCGUGACAGAUAGUGUGUAAUGAUGCCUCCUGGGAGACUCGUUUUUACUGGCACAAGGGACUCCUGGGUCUGAGUAAUGCAACAGUGGAAUGGCAUAUUCCAGACACUGCCCAGCCUGGAAUCUACAGAAUAAGAUAUUUUGGACACAAUCGGAAGCAGGACAUUCUGAAGCUUGCUGUCACACUUUCAUUUGAAGGCACUUCCCCGGCUUUUGAAGUUGUAACUAUUUAGUGAAAAGUUGAUAGAUCAUUUAAAGAACAGCUUUACUCUCUACACAUUAUAUAAGUGAUUUCAAAUGAAUGUGAACUAAUGAACUACGAUGUUGACUUCUAUAAUCGUCGCUAUUUGGGGACAGAUAGUUUACUGCUAAUGGGGUGGAGGGGUGUGUGUGUGUGUGUGUGUGAGAGAGAGAGAGAGAGAGAGAGAGAGGUUUGUCCCAUAUAUCUUGUUCCAGCAGCCAUAUAUCUUGUGGUCUACAGCCUAAAGCAUGAUUUCCCUUGAAGUCUUGGGGUUGUUUAAAGGAGAGUCCCUUCAAUAUAAAACCUCUGAAAUAUUAGUGAGAAUGGCUCACUAAUGUGAACAAUGUUUAAACUAUUUAUUUAUAUAUAGAAUUCCUGAAUAUUAGUACUGGGAAAGUUUAUAGAAAUCAUCUAGUCUUACCCUUCAUCUUACAUAUAAGAAAAAUGGUCUUUUCUUCUAAUCACAUUUACAAAAUAUGAUAUAAACCUUGACCAUAAAUGUAUGAGCCUAAUUAGAGAAACAGAAAAUCAGCAUGUCAGUUUUCCUUCAUUCAAAAUAACAUAGUCUUUCUAAGCAGUCAUUCUGGAGUUAACAUGCCUAGUUCAGAGCUGCUGUGGAUGCUCAAAUCAUUUCUGGAAUUGCCUUCAGGACACAAUUAUGAGAAAGUCAGACUUCCAAUAUUUUGAUCAUGCCUUGUGUUUUCCUAAGUGUCCUUAUCCCACUGGAUUGUGUCUCUUACUCCCAAGACUUAUUCCAAAUGAUUUUUUGACUCUUUUCAUUAAUCAAAUUCACCCCAAACCAGAAAGUUUUGCCAUUAGCGUAGAUAUUAAAAAUAUUACUGGCUGGGAAAGCACUCCUCAAAGCAGAGGUUCUAAAUUAAUUUAUCUGUUCUUUUACCAUUUGCUCACUCACUCACUCAUGGACCCAUUCAAUCAUAGAAUAUUUAAGAUUUAUAUGCCCAGAAUUAUAAUAGUGCCUAGGCCUUGAUAAUUAGUGAAUUUGUACUUGGGGUGAAUGUGUAAGUGUCAAAAGGUAACUAUUAUGAAGGAGAAAAUAAUCGAUUUAAUAUGUAAAUUCUGGGGAGGCAUUUAAAAAAUCAGUAAUCUUCAAGUUAUAUCUUGUGUAUCAUCUGUGUUGGAUACUCUAAUUUGGGGGGAAAGAGGCUCCAGACAGUUUGCUAAAUACUAUUUUGAAAGUUAUUUUUGGGCAUUGUAAAAUACCUUGCUUCAUACCCCAAAGAAUAAGAUAUGACAAUCUGACAUCGAUUGUCUGAAAGUACUAAUUGCAUUUACAAUUCUUUAAGUUAACUACAAGCUCCCAGACUGCAAAGCAAAUUUCCAAACCCCAGGUCAUACUUUUGUAUGUAUGUAAAAGCUUUAGCAUUUUAGGAAAAAAAAUCAAUCUGUAUUUCAAAAAUAAACUUUGAGGUUUGAAAAUAAUAACAAUAUUAAUAAUGGUAGUAUUAACAUCUAUUAUGUAUAACUUAAUCUCAACAUAAUUUAUUGAAUUAGAAUGAACCUGGAACACUUUUUGAUGAAUUGGUAUCCUAGAGGCUGUUUCCUUGGGCAUUAACUGCUGGAGGAUUAGGUAAUCAGGGAUUCCAAGUGUUGUGAUCUUUUUUCUAAUGAUGCCACAGUCUUCAGUGUAAAAGUUCAGAAGCCUAAAAGAGCAAGUGAUCCUGAAAGUAGCUGAUUCCAGACAAGAAAAUUAUAUUAGAACUCAUGAUAUGGUUUUUUAAAGUAUUUGUUAUUACUCAGAAGGGUUUGUGAAUCAGUUUCCACUACCUCUAUUCCUUCUAUUGAAGCUUUCCUCAAAUCUACUUGUGAUUCCUGAUAGCUCACUGGCAACUGUACCAAGGUGGCCACUGUAUCAUCUACUGAUCCUUCUGCACCUAGCACUCUUGGCUCCAGAUAACGCACAGAAACCUAUUUUCUCACCAGCUGUCAUUUCUUCUAGGGCAUGCAGUUCUAUGUUCACAGUUCAUGUGUAAAAAUAAAACCAAAUUCCUGGAUUAUCAAUAUCAGUUCUUUACCUGUGCAUAAAAGAUAUCAUGAAGUAAUUGAACUUAUCUGUUGAUAUAAAAACACAGAUCCAAUUCGUGUCUGUGGAUGCUGCAGGGACUGGCUCAUUGGAGCCAAACCAUGUGGCGGAAACUCCUGAAAUUGGUGGAAAAAGUGGAAUAUGGCAGAUUGGGUAGGUAGGAGAACAAUUUUGGAGAUUUUGUUUCUCAUGUUAAAGUGUCUGCAUUUUAUUUGCUGUACCCUGCCUACUCUGGUUUUAAGGAUUUUUUGACUUCUUCGAAAAGCACUGAAUAAUCUCUUUUCUGGGUUUAGAUUUUUUGAUGAGUACUGUGUAAAAUUGUCAAUAUUCAAUGGAUUAUUUAAUAAUAAAUUAAGAAUUACACUCAUAAAA